Molecule: messenger RNA, 2237 nt
Organism: Anoplophora glabripennis (Asian longhorned beetle)
Lineage: Eukaryota; Metazoa; Arthropoda; Insecta; Coleoptera; Cerambycidae
Exons: 8
Coding region: 113-2212 (699 amino acids)
Source: RefSeq, a predicted model, not a curated record
GCAUCCUGCGAGCGCCGACGGCCAAAGUGCCCCAGCACGGCCGCUAGCCUACCGCAACCGACAAUCGACAGACGCGUCUCGAAGUGUCCGGCCCUCCAGAUCACGCGGUGCCAUGAAGAGGAAGAAGUCGCCGCCGCCUACCACCGUUCUGUGCGUGAGCGUCGCCCUCGUGUUGUACGCCUGUGGACGGGCGUCGGGGUCGCCCGCCCAACACGCCGCGGUGGGCAAGUUCCAGGAGGUUGUUCAGCAACAGAAUUUUUUCUCGGUGCUGACAUCUAUAGAAGAACGGCUAAAAAACUUGGAUAACAUUUAUUCAAUGCAAUUAUCUCAAACUCUAGAGACCAAACUGGAUCAGUAUAGCAGACGAUUGGAAGCACUCGAUACCAAAAUCAUACGAUUGGAAGCUCUAGUCAUGCUCAACUUAGACAAAAUCUCCGAAAAUAUCAGCACGAAAAACUUCAAGGACGACAUGAGCAGGAGCAACCUGCUUAGAAAAAUGGAUUCUGUCUACGAGGGCAUUAAUCACAGGCUAGGAUAUAUGGACAGAAAGUAUGAGACAAAUUUAGCAAAGAUUCAGACAAAAGUGGACACCACCUUAUCGCGUCUUGAAAAAAUCGAAGAAAAUAUGACAACCAGAGACUCGGAUAUCGAAGCAGAAAUAUCAGACGUGAUAUUUGCGAUAGACGACUUGAAAACAACAUGUAACGCAAUGGAAGAAAAAAUUUACAACGUAACAACUGCUGUGUUGAAUGUUACUCAAAGUGCUUAUAAAUAUUUGCAAGACAAAAACGUAGACACUAGAAAGGCGAUGAAUGCCCUACAUGACAAUAUCAUAGAAAAUCUAAAAUUUAUGAACAACAAGACGUUGAGACACUUCAAGCUUGUGGAGGAUAACAACUUUAUGCUCAAGUCCAUGAAAACUGAGCUGAAGGAGGAUUUUAACGAUUACGCUAACAAGGUUGCCGACAUGAGCUCCUACAUUUGGAAGAACACUGAUAGCACUGACGACGAUUUGAAGAGAAUAGAAACAUUUGUCAAUAAUACCAAAACCGAAGUACAAAAUGGUGUCAGGUCUCUGAUGCUGCAAAUAGGCAAAAUACCAAAUAAGGAAAUUGUAACGAGCCCAGGUGACAAUUCCUUGGAUGAAAUAAACAAGAACCUGAAAUUAAACUUCCAAAGAAUAUUGACCAAUCAGGACGUAUUCCUAGAGAGCUGCCAUAGGCUGCAAAUGGACGAAGCCCAGAUUGAAUCCGAAAUAAGUGUUACACUGGAGAGCCUUAUUGAUAUGAUAGAGAAAAAGAUGGCCUCCGGGGAAGGCGUUAAAAAUUUGGAGAGAUCCCUAAAAACUCACGAUAACAGAAUAAUCAGGAACGUCCAUCAAGUCAAUACCAAUUUAAUAUCACUAUUCGAGACGUAUACGAAAAGUAAUGCGGUGUUAUCCACAGAAGUCAAAAAAAUUGGUAACGGUUUAGACGACUUGUUCAAAUUCGUUCGAGGAACACUAUCAGACGAAUCUCCAUCUUCUCUUUCAACAAACGUCAAAGUACUUCAAAGGAAGCUCGAUAAAAUAGAACACACGAUCACGACAAUUUCCGGAAACCAGUCUCAUCCAAGACUACGUGCACUGGAUUUAGAGGAUAACGUAAAAAAACAAAUACUUCAACAGCUGCAGAAAUUUUCUGAAAGUCUCUCGUCUAUCGAAUCUCAAGUACACUUCUUAAAGGAAGAAAACUUUGAAAGGAUUCUAGACGACCAAACUUACCAAAAAUAUUUUCAUAACUGCAGUGUACGGAAUGUCACAAAGAUGAACGCCUACGACGAAACAGAAUUGGAUAGUGGUACACGACAGGCUAUAGAGCAAAUUUUUGGAACAAAACUAGAUUGGGCGGACGUGGGAAACAAAGAUACUGGCAAACGUAAAUGUAAUACAAAUUUACAGUCCGCAGCUUUAGAAGAUUGUGUAGAUGCACAGGAAAAAAAUCGAAACCCGAAGAAAAGUAAUAAAAAGAAGAAAAAGGGACCUAUUACCAGUCUAAUAGACAUAAGAGGCAAUUUUGGACCCGAACAAAAUCUGGAAUACGACGAUUCCGAAGAAAACUACGAGAGUACAACUAUUAAUACACAGGAAGUGAGUUUGAUAAACAAAACAACAAAUACUACUGACGAAGACCUUUCCGGAGUCAAACUGAACGACACGGCGCAUAAUAUUUAAAGUUUUGUACAUGUAACAUUGUUAA